This is a messenger RNA of Eufriesea mexicana, 1311 nucleotides long. RefSeq lists its product as uncharacterized. The record is from RefSeq and is a predicted model, not a curated record. The transcript has 2 exons. Lineage: Eukaryota; Metazoa; Arthropoda; Insecta; Hymenoptera; Apidae. Bases 1 to 1311 code for a protein of 436 amino acids.
AUGUUCGAGCGAUCUACUCGGAGAUUCAUCCUCCUUUGUCUGCUCGUAAACGCGAUCUCUGGAUCGCCACGGUUCCAAAGCUGGGACGAGGGAGAAGAAACGAGAUAUCUGAGGCAUGCUACCUGUCCCUCGUGUCGUAGAGAACAGCCAGGUGCCCUGGUUUCAUGGGACGCACCAUCGAGAGGAGAGUAUCAUGGACUUGAUUCAGAGCCAAGUCCUUGGCAGACCAGUCAGCCGUUCAGAUCUAACCCCACCUACAACCCAGCCUCCUACGAUAACCCAUUCAGCAGCCCGUACACCAGCAACUCGUAUGGCAACUUUCCCAGCAACACAUAUGACAGAGCCACUAGAAGCAGAGGGACCCCGGGUGUCGCGAAAUCAGGAGCCACCUGCAAACGCGAGAAUCCCUUCACCAUUGGAAGAGACCUCGAUUUUGACGUUACUCCUGCGCAGACCACCCCUAUACGUAGCAUGAGCUACGAUGCGAUGACACCUCGUUUCCCGGUAUCCAGAUACCCUGACAGAACGCCAUACAGGAAACCUACCUUCUACGACCUCAUCAGGCCCCAAUCUGACCCAGUAUCUCCUAGAAGACCGUACUACAGUCUACCCAACAAUCAGCUUUCCUAUGGCAACUUCAGAAGACCUUCGAGUUUCUACGAUGAGCCAAAGAGGAACCCUGAAGCAGUCUACAGAGCUGAUAAGCAUCUCGACGACUCUUUCGAGCAAGAGAAUCCCAUGAUUCAACCGCAACAACCUCCCAGAGGGUGGAACAUGGGAAAUUCGUAUGGGAGGGGUCCAGCAGCUGUUCGGACGCAGGGGUCAGACCGGUUCGUUCAACCUCGAAAGAAUCAGCCUAGUGACACCAGGAUGAUCUACACGCCGGAUGUCAAGUACAGUCCCUACAACCCGGCACCGGAAUUGAACACGUACAAGAUGAUGCAGAACGUUGGUAGAGAGAUUGUUAACAGUAGCAGGUGGCAGAAACAGUUGGAGGAAGAACAGGGCUCUGAUGCCUACGAGAUGAAUGAAAAUGCCGAGCAAAUGGGAGCUGGGAUGGUCGAGGAGAUGGAUGACGGUUAUCAGGGUAAUGACCAAUUCGGGUCUCGCGAGGCAGUGCAGCAGGAAGAGAUUAAUGGGAAUGGAGAUGUCGCGAGUGAAGGUAGUAAUUCUGGGGACAAGUCUGGACACGCGAGGAACAGGUCCCAGGGUGAAACUUCGUCGCAGGCUGGAUUGUUGGAAACGGAGAAGAUUACCGAGCCUGCUGCUAGGUUUGCCGAGACCACAGCGAAGGCUAUGAUUGCUGCUUGA